This is a messenger RNA of Engraulis encrasicolus (European anchovy), 1764 nucleotides long. It is a transcript of the gene chn2, whose product is annotated as chimerin 2. Gene Ontology annotation, molecular function: GTPase activator activity. The coding region runs from base 439 to 1764 and encodes 441 amino acids. NCBI's taxonomy places the organism in Eukaryota, Metazoa, Chordata, Actinopteri, Clupeiformes, Engraulidae. The record is from RefSeq and is a predicted model, not a curated record. Gene Ontology annotation, biological process: signal transduction; positive regulation of GTPase activity. The transcript has 13 exons.
ACAUGGACACGCGCCUGGAAUCCCAUCUCGACAUGGCGAACCCGUAGGCGGGAGCGCGCACUAACAAACAACCCACUCGCGCGCAGCUUUUGGCAGCAACCCGCAAAGCGAUCUAUUCGACUGUCAUCUCAUCUGUGUGCUCUCGUGACGUGCUCGAUUCGAUGCGCCUUCGAUGCUGAAGCACGAGAGCGCCAACCAACCGCCACACUGGGGCGACUAAAUGCAGCAACACAGCGCAACGCGAAUGAGUAGCGGAGGAGUAGCGAAGUAGAACAGGAGACCGAAGGCUCGCGGGCGGCGACAAGGGGAAGACAGACGGAAUAAGGGGCGCGCGGUGAUAAUGUGACAUGGUCGAGGUGGCAGUGGCCGACCGGAGCAGCUUCUCUGUUUUUAAAAGGCGCAUGCGUGUCCGUCUCGAGCGGAGCGCGAGGGCAUGUCAUGGCAGCGUCUAGCAACUCCAGCCUCAGCGGAUCAUCUCUCUCCUCCGACCCUGAAGAGUUCCAGCCACCUAUAUGGAAAUCAUACUUGUACCAGCUGCAGCAGGAGGCUCCACAUCCCAAACGGAUCACAUGUCCACAGGAGCUGGAGAGUCGACCCAAACAGUAUGGCAGAGAGUUCCAUGGCGGUAUCCCUCGUGAGAGUGCUGAGCUCCUAUUGGCUGGAGAGGGGGAGGGGGCGUACCUCAUCCGGGAGAGCAUCAGGCAGCCAGGCAGCUACACGCUAGCACUCAGGAGUGGAGGAGUGGUGUUGAACUAUCGUCUGUUCUAUGACGGUCGUCACUUCGUUGCUGAGAAGCGUUUCGAGUCGAUUAACGACCUGGUGACGGACGCUCUGAUCACUCUACACGUGGAGCGCCACGCGGCACGCUACAUCGCACGCAUGACAACCAACCCCAUCUACGGCACACACACACACUCAUACACACACUCACACUCACACACACACUCACAGGAGUCUGGUCUGUUGAAGAGUGUGAAGAGCAGCUACGAGAAGAUGCACAACUUCAAGGUCCAUACGUUCCGAGGGCCUCACUGGUGUGAAUAUUGUGCCAACUUCAUGUGGGGCCUCAUCGCACAAGGACUACGAUGCUCAGACUGUGGUCUGAGUGUCCAUAAGCAGUGUUCCCCGCUGGUGCCGGCGGGUGACUGCCAGCCGGAUCUGGCCCGGAUCCGCAAGGUGUACAGCUGCGACCUCACCACGCUGGUCAAGGCCCACAACACACAGCGCCCUCUAGUGAUCGACAUGUGCAUACGCGAGAUCGAACACAGAGGUUUGACAUCAGAGGGUUUAUACAGAGUUUCCGGAUUUACUGACCACGUGGAGGAAGUCAAAAUGGCUUUUGAUCGAGAUGGUGAGCGUGCUGACAUCAGCGAGGAGGCGUACCCGGAUAUCAACAUCAUCACGGGAGCUCUGAAGCUUUACCUGCGAGACCUCCCCAUCCCCAUCAUAACAUACAACCUGUACCACACAUUUAUACAGGCCGCCAAGCUGAUGGAUCCCGACCUGCGUUUGGAGGCGAUUCAUGAGGGAUUACUGCAGCUGCCGCCCGCACACUACGAGACACUACGAUACCUUAUCAUGCACCUCAAGAGGGUGACGGAGCAUGCCCAGUACAACUUGAUGAACUGUGAGAAUCUGGGUAUCGUGUUCGGACCGACCCUCAUGCACCCGCCGGAUCAGAACACGCUGGAGUCCCUUAACGACAUGAGACACCAGAAGACUAUAGUACAACUACUCAUACAACACGAAGACGUGCUAUUCUAA